Molecule: messenger RNA, 999 nt
Organism: Pogoniulus pusillus (Red-fronted tinkerbird)
Lineage: Eukaryota; Metazoa; Chordata; Aves; Piciformes; Lybiidae
Gene: IFI30
Product: IFI30 lysosomal thiol reductase
Exons: 7
Coding region: 184-957 (257 amino acids)
Cellular component (GO): lysosome
Molecular function (GO): oxidoreductase activity, acting on a sulfur group of donors, disulfide as acceptor
Source: RefSeq, a predicted model, not a curated record
GCUGUGACCCCAGCACCCCGAUAUGGGACAGCAGGGACAGGGUGGCCCGAGCCGGGCGGCCUCGUAUGAGUCAGCAGCGUCACAUGAGGCGCGCAGGGAGCAGGGCAGGAAGGGUGCCCAGGGGCGGGGGCAGCCUGGCUUUAAAAGUCCUCGCGGGGACAAGCUCCUCUCCACACCGUCCCCAUGGCCCCUGCCGUGCCGCUGGCUGUCCUGACACUGGUCGCCCUCCUGGCCCCAGGGCUUGGGGUGGCCUUGCCCGGCUGUGACUACCCAACCCACCUCUGGUGCAGCUCGUGGGAGAUCGCCGUCGCCUGCCAGGCUGAGAGCCACUGUGCCAAUCUGUCGAGCCCAGCGGCCCCCCCAGUGGAGCUGACCCUGUUUUAUGAGAGCCUGUGCCCAGCGUGCCGCUGGUUCCUGGUCCAGCAGCUCUUCACCACCUGGCUGCUGCUGCCCGCCGAGGCCCUGAGCAUCACCCUGGUGCCCUAUGGCAAUGCCCAGGAGAGGAACGUCAGUGGGAAGUGGCAAUUCCUGUGCCAGCACGGCCCAGAGGAGUGUUUGGGCAACAUGAUUGAGACCUGCCUGAUGCAUGAGGCCAAGAACUUCAGCAGCUACUUCCCUGUCAUCUUCUGCCUGGAGUCAGGCAGCUCCAUCACCAAGAACCUGGAGGCUUGCCUGCAGGUCUAUGCCCCGCAGCUGGACGGGGGCCGCAUCGCUGCCUGCGUGCAGGGGGACGCGGGGGCAGCCCUGAUGCACCACAACGCUCAGCUGACCCAGGCGCUCGACCCCCCGCACCAGUAUGUGCCCUGGGUCGUCAUCAACGGGAAGCACACAGAGGAACUGCAGGAGCAGGCCCAGGCUUCGCUGCUGGGGCUCAUCUGUCGCCUCUAUCAGGGAGAGAAGCCCAAAGCCUGUGGGGGCUCGGGGGGCCCAAGGGCGCCGUUUCUCUGCGGACGCUGAGGGGCGGCGCAGGAGCAGCGACGGAGAGAGUGGGAGCAGCGA